Messenger RNA from Melampsora larici-populina 98AG31, 423 nucleotides. RefSeq lists its product as uncharacterized. Lineage: Eukaryota; Fungi; Basidiomycota; Pucciniomycetes; Pucciniales; Melampsoraceae. Bases 1 to 423 code for a protein of 140 amino acids. The record is from RefSeq and is a predicted model, not a curated record. The transcript is spliced from 4 exons.
AUGUCAUGGACACCUCCCGACAAACCUACAGAGCUUUCAUCGAUUAUGCAAUCUGCGGAGCACUUAACUCCUUGGCCCCAAUGGGCCUCGACUAAUUGUACUCGUCAUACCGUCAUACCAGGUUUCCAAACCCUGACAAGCCCGAAGAGUCUGUACCGCCUUGCUGACAUGUUGAUCAUUCCUGAACUUAAAGCUACAUGUCACAAACAAAUCAUUGAGUCCCUAGCGGAGUACAAUGUAAUCUCUGAGACUAAGAGUUCACUUUUUGCGCAACACGAAGAAUUGCGUGUGGAAGCCUAUAAAUUGAUUCGCCAAAACUGGCAGAAAUAUUGGGGCCCUGAGAUUGUUCCUUCAAUCACAAAUCUUUCUCCAGAGGAGGCAUCACUCUUUUUUAAACAUGUACUGAAGGGUCUUGCUCCUUGA